Messenger RNA from Nicotiana tabacum (common tobacco), 928 nucleotides. RefSeq lists its product as uncharacterized. NCBI's taxonomy places the organism in Eukaryota, Viridiplantae, Streptophyta, Magnoliopsida, Solanales, Solanaceae. The record is from RefSeq and is a predicted model, not a curated record. Gene Ontology annotation, biological process: cellular response to heat.
CUCGUGGACUUUCUUGUUUGUGGAAAUUAUAAAUAUAUGAACUUCAUUGCAAAAGAACUCACCAAUUAACGGCUUCACUUAUCUGGAAAAAGGGUAAAAUUAUUAGUACUUUAAAUUCAUCAACCAAGUCUAAUCGAUGUCACAUCUUGGGGAUUACAGAGGAGGGGCUAAUUGGACAAGUUCAACCAAUUCAAUAUAUGAAGAUCUUGAACCUUCCUCUGGUUGGAUAGAGGAUACCGACAACCAUUAUCUACUUAUUGAUCUCCCUGGAUUCAAAAGAGAGGAGGUGAAGCUUCAAGUUGAUAUAUUUGGCAAUAUAACGGUAAGUGGAGAAAGGAAGGAAAGUGAAUAUAAAUAUAUUCGCUUUAAGAUAUCAACUAAAGCACCUGAAAAGUCAAAAUCUGAAGAUACAAGCGCAAGGCUUGAAGAUGGGAUUCUAUAUGUCAUAAUCCCAAAGGAAUUAUCAGAAAACAAAGAAGACGACCAAGUAGCAACUGAUAGCAAUUCUCAUGUAGAGAAUCAACAGAAGAAACCAGAGGAAGAAGAAAGUUCAAUUAGUGAUGAUAAAAAACAAAGUGAAAAUGGCAAAGAGGAAAAGAGCGAAGCAAGCGAAGAAGAAGAAUUUCAUGAUGCAAAAAUGGCAAAGAAUUGGCACGAAAAUAAUCUAUUGGUAGCAGCAGCAAAAGAAACGAUGAGAAAGAACAAAACGAUUAUUAUAACAGCUUUGAUAGCAUUCUCUAUAGGUGUUUUAGUUUCUCAUAAAUAUCAGUCAAGUAAAAUUGAUUGACUAGUAUCUCUACCAAAAUAAUGUUAUGUGAUAAAGAAUUCUGUACUCAACAUAUUCAACGUGCAAUAAACAUCAAGUGAACCAACAAAGUAAGUUGUAUUCAAGACCCCAGUGACAAAAUACAUCAGAUAAUUGUUGAUA